Molecule: messenger RNA, 2484 nt
Organism: Adineta steineri
Lineage: Eukaryota; Metazoa; Rotifera; Eurotatoria; Adinetida; Adinetidae
Source: the annotation of a GenBank genome assembly
AUGGCAACAUUAUUUCCACCAGGCUAUGGAGGUUAUCCAUCGUAUCAGUUUAGUUCACCUAAUCAGUAUUCUAGUCGAUAUUAUAAUGAUAGAUAUGGAAGGCGAGAAAUGGCUUUUGCACCUCAUUAUCCCACUCAACAACCUUUGUAUCAACCACCAUUCAAUCCCGCUGGAGCGUAUUCAUCAAAUAGAUAUGAUAAAGCUGGAUUAUUCGGUUUUGGAAAUCAACUUAUAGGUGCUCUAAAUGAAUUAGAUGAUCGAUAUCGACAAGAACAAUAUUAUAAUAGAUUAUCAAAAUUAGAAAGACAGUAUCAAAGAUUACAUGGCACUGCUAUGCCAUUACCGUAUCAAUCAGCUCCACAAUAUGAAUAUGUAAAAGAGACGCAAAUUGUACCAUUUCCAAUCCUUAUGAAUCCGGGUGCAGCAAGUUAUGGUACUCAAACUAUUAUCGGUAAUAAUAAUCCUUGGAAUAUGGGCUAUAAUAAUAAUACGACUAUGAAUUUUGGAGCAGGUUUUGGUGGAGAUUUACCACCAAAAAUUAGAGUCAUUUUUAUACCAACAGGUCAAUCUCUUUCGCAACAACCAUGUACAGGUCCAUUGGCGAUGCCACCUUUUCUGUACAAUCGUAUAUCACAACCAUUAUCUUCAUUUCCAUUACCACCACCGUUGCCACAGCUUGGAUCAAUGCCUCUUACUCCGGCCGUACAGCAAAUGGUUCUACAACGCUAUAGUAAUCCUAUUGCUGUAUUACCUUAUAGUUCUAACUGGCAACAACCUCAAUUGAUGAGGCCCAAUUUUUCACAAGGUUUCCAACAACAACUACAACAACCUAUGGUACCCAUGCAACCAUAUCUUCCGGCUCCUCAAUCAUAUAUGCCUCCUGCGAUGCCCGCUUAUCCAUCAUAUCCUGCUGCUUCACAGCAAUACAAUUCUUUUCCUGCUCCUGUACCUUUUCAAGGUUUUCCAUCACAAGCACCUGCACCACAACCAUACGCUUCCUAUCCUGCUCCUGCACCUGUUCAAUGUUUUCCAUCACAACCACCUGCACCACAACCAUACGUUCCCUAUCCUCCUCCUGCACCCGUUCAAAACUUUUCAGCAUUACAACCCGCUCCUGCUUCUGUACCUAUUCAAGGUUUUCCAUUAUUACCACCUGCUCCACAACCUUAUAUACCUGCUCCUGCUUAUACACAAGGAUAUUCGUCACUUCCACCUGCGCCACAGCCUUACGCUCCUCCUUCUAGUUUUACUGUUCCAUAUAAUAAUCAAUGUAUACCACAAUCACCACUAUCUCAGUUUUCAUCAGUAUCCGAUCCUUCGAGUACUAGCUAUCCAAGUCUCUGUCGUGCAUGUCCACCAGCACCACCUCCACUCACCAUAUCGGUUUCAGGUCAUUGUUGGGUACAACAUUGUUCCGCAUGUCAUCAUGUACCUACCCAUGACACCAAUCAUAAUGUUCGACCAAAUACUGGACGAUCUACACCGUUACUUCGUCAUCCAACUGUACCACAAUAUGUACCAGAUCAAACACCAUAUCAACCACCAUAUCCACAACAACAACAACAACAACAACAGUGUAUGCUCCCGAAUGCUCCUGGUAUGAUGCGUCCAUGGUUACGAAAGACACCACCACUUCCGCCUGGUUCUGUUGUUCUUUCCGAUAAAUGUUUCAAUAGAGAUGGUUCUUGCUGCUGGGACUAUAGUCAUUCACAGAAACAACAUAGACCACACAGACAACAUAGAGAACGUAGACAACAUAGAGAGCAUAAACGUGGUUCUCAAAGCAAACGUCGAUCUACAACAAUCUCAUCAAGAUCAGGAUCUUCUGAUGAACCAACUGCGUUAAAAGCAAGCAAAAGUGUUUCACCAAGAAGAGCAAGCAAAAAUAGUAAGAAUUCUUCUCAAGAAAAAGCACCUGUUAUAUUAAAGAAUCCAGAAUCACGAAGUUCAUCAUCUGGUUUAUCUACUGAAUAUGAUAAAACAGCAAUGUAUGUGCCUCCGGAGAAGAAAGAGCCUGUUCCUGAACAAUUAGCAGGAGAAGCUCGUAAUGUUAAUCUUCAAUAUAAUUAUCAACCACAAGAAUUACCUUCUGUUUAUCAUACUAAUCGUUAUUUAAAAUCAAGCAGUGAAACUUCAACAAUAUCCUUGAGUGGUCGUGCAUCAUCAGAACUUUCUUUCUCAUACGUUAAACAAGGUAGUCGAACUGUAACGGUUAUUAAUGAUUUAAAUUCAAUAAACGAAGAGUCAUUCAAUCACAAAAAACAGGAGAAGCCGCCUCUUCCACCUUCGUAUACAAGAAAAUUGAAAGAUAAAUUAUAUAUUAUACGAGAGUUAUCAGCUGCUUCUCCAUCAACAUUUAGUACAUAUUCAUCGGAUGCGCCAUUUGAUAUCAUUGACAAGGAUAUAGACUCUAUUUCGCUAUCAAGCACAAUUGAAGGAAACAAAUUAGAAGGAGACGCUAACCUUCAUCAUCAAAUGUUUUAA